Messenger RNA from Clunio marinus, 2439 nucleotides. The record is from the annotation of a GenBank genome assembly. Lineage: Eukaryota; Metazoa; Arthropoda; Insecta; Diptera; Chironomidae.
AAACAAGUUUGAAAAAUUCUCAGAACAAACUCAUGUUUCGAUAAUUUAAUCGAAACAUUAAACUUUCUAAUCAUUAUUUUAGUCGCAAUAGACAUAUAAACUAAAAUCGUGACAAUGGCAAAUAUCGAAAUUGAACCAAGAGAUGUUGGAAAAAUCAUUGGAACUAAAGGUGCAACCAUUAGACAACUUCAAGAUGAUUACAACGUUCGUAUUAACAUUUCGCGAGAAGAAAAUGAAAAUGGUAAGAGAGUCGCUGAAAUAAAAGGAGAUGAAAGAGAUGUUGAAAGAGCUGUAAAUGCAAUUUACGAUCGAUUCAAUCAAGAAGGAGGAGGAAAUGGCGGAUACAAAGGACGUGACGAAUCUGGCGGCUAUCGCAAUAAACGUCGUCAACCAGACAAUCAACAAAGUAAUUAUACUGACAGCUAUAAUUCUCAAGCUUCGAACAGAAUGAAAACUAACGAUGAUGAUGAGUGGGAUAAUGCAAUUCCUAAUACUGAUUUUAAGCCAAGUGCAAACACUUACCAAGUUAGUCGUGAUGAUGACUAUCAGAAACCUCAUCGUGAUAAUGACUAUCAAAAACCUCAUCGAUCAAACUAUCGAUCAGGAAACUCUUCUUCUAACAAUAACUAUCAAAGAUCUAACUACACAAGUGGAAAUCGUUCAAGUUACAGAAAUGUGGAAGAAUUUCCAUCAACUGUUGAGUCAACACAAUCAGAUUUUGAACCCAUCGAUUGGGAUAAAGCAAAUGCUGAAUGUGAAGCAGCUAGAAAAGCUCGUUGGGCCGCUUUGCCAAAUUUGAUAAAGGAUUUUUACACUGAACAUCCAGAAGUAACUGACAUGACUGAAGAAGAAGUUGAUAAAUUCCGCAAAGAAAACAAAAACAUUGUCGUUGGACGAACUUUCGCUGACAAAGAUUCGAAAGAGGAAAUGCCAAAGCCGACAACAAAGUUCGAACAUGCAUUUGAAAAAUUUCCAGAUUUAUUAGCUGAAAUUAAGAAAGCUGGAUUCGAAAAGCCUUCACCAAUUCAAAGCCAAAUGUGGCCAAUCUUGUUAGCUGGUGAAGAUUGUAUUGGCAUUGCUCAAACUGGAACGGGAAAGACUUUAGCGUUCUUGUUACCAGCGUUGAUUCACACUGACGGACAACCACAUCCUCGAGGAAUUAAAGCUCGUGGUGGACCAAAUGUUUUAGUUCUUGCACCAACUCGUGAACUUGCCAUUCAAAUUGAGAAAGAAGUUGGAAAAUAUCAAUUUCGAGGGAUUCGAGCAAUUUGCAUUUAUGGUGGAAAUGAUCGAAACAAGCAAAUUGAAGUUGUUGAAAGUGGAGUUGAAAUAAUUAUCGCAACACCAGGACGUUUGAACGAUCUUGUUGCUGAUGGACACAUUAAAAUUGAUUCUGUCACUUAUUUGAUCCUUGAUGAAGCUGACCGAAUGCUUGACAUGGGCUUUGAACCACAAAUUCGUAAACUUUUAUUGGACAUUCGGGAAGAUCGUCAAACUGUGAUGACAUCAGCAACAUGGCCCAGUGGUGUUCGUCGAUUGGCAGCAAGUUACAUGAAGAAUCCUUUUCAAGUAUUUGUUGGAAGUUUGGAUCUUGCUGCUACUCACACAGUGACUCAACUCAUUGAAAUAAUGGACGAAGAAGAGAAAUUCAAUCGCAUUAUUAAAUUUACACGUGAAAUGAGUGACACUGACAAGGCAAUAAUAUUCUGUGGACGAAAAGAUAGCGCAGAUAGUUUAAGCACUGAGUUCGCUUUGUUGGGAAUCAAUUGUCAAAGUAUUCAUGGAAAUCGUGAGCAAUCUGACCGUGAACAGGCACUUGCUGACAUUAAGAGCGGAGAAGUUCGAAUUUUGAUAGCGACUGACGUUGCAAGUCGAGGAAUUGACAUUGAAGACAUUACUUACGUUGUUAAUUAUGAUUUUCCUCGUAAUAUUGAAGAAUAUGUUCAUCGUGUUGGUCGAACUGGCAGAGCAAAUCGACGUGGAACAUCAUUGAGUUUCAUGACACGUUCCAAUUGGGGAUCGGCAGCUGAAUUAAUUGAAAUUCUAAAAGAAGCUGAUCAGAAUAUUCCCGAAGAACUUCAAAACAUGGCUGAGCGAUUCAAGGCAAAGAAAGAACGUGAAAAGGAAGAAAGAAAUUCCAUUGGUGGAGCAUUCCGUGGAGGCAAUCGAAAUGGUGGACGAGGUGGCGGGUAUGGACAUGGAGGUCGUGACAGAAAUCGUUGGUAAAUAAUGUUCUACAAAAAUAAUUAAUAAUAUGUUCGAACAAAUGAAAAGAACAUAAAACAUCUAAGAAAACCAAAAGUCUGAUAAAAUGAAACUCUUUAUGCUUCCUAGCAAUGGCUGUAAGUUGUUUAAUCAAUGAAAGAAGAAAUAUAAAAAUAUUUUAUGAACAAUUUAAGCAAAAAUAAUAAAGAAAAACUUUUUUUGGAUCUCAUUAAA